Molecule: messenger RNA, 1344 nt
Organism: Arachis duranensis
Lineage: Eukaryota; Viridiplantae; Streptophyta; Magnoliopsida; Fabales; Fabaceae
Exons: 3
Coding region: 171-1055 (294 amino acids)
Source: RefSeq, a predicted model, not a curated record
GCCAGCGUUCUCUUUUUUCCUUGUCUCCGUGCAAAUUUUACUUCUUACUAAUUUGGAGUUUCUUCGCCCCUUCCGAAACCUAUUUUAAAUGUCAAACAACACUGUUCUGCGAAACCCUAUUUCCCCCAAAUUGAAGUUGUUAACAUUAUUUUGCUACUAAUUCCACGGGAAUGCAUACUUCUGUUGAGGGAAUUAAACGUCAGUUACCGUCAUGGAUGGUGAAGAAGGUUGGUACCAAUCAUGUGAGUAACUCUGACAAUGUUGGUGAAACUACUUGUUCUGUGGACAAAGGGGACGUAGCUACAGAGAAUGGCGGAAAUCGUAAAACUCAAAAGGAAAAGGAAAAUGCAGAGAUAGAUCACAACAGGGGAGCUUCAAAGAGGAAAUCAAACUUAAAUGCAAAGGGUGAAGCUAAGAGAAAAAGAAAAUCAAGCCAAGGUGAUGGAAGCAGCGGUAGUACCAUUCAAAAGAAGAACAAUAAAGGCAAUGGACCAAUGGAUCAAGCUCGUAAGUCGUCUAGAAAGAAAUGCCGAAAUUUAGAGGAUCAUAGACGUGAUAGUACUGAUGUAAUUCCAGGUCAAGCAUCUGAUGAUGAAAAUGAUCUGGAGUUGACGGUGGAUGAUUUAAUGACCAUAGCAGAACAGUAUGUCAAAGAACAUGAAUACAAGAAGAGGCAAGAAAAAUCCAAUAGACAGGGUGAAUCAAAAUCUCAAAUUCCAACUAAUAGUGAACCAGGCACUGCUCUUGAUUCCUGUUGCAAGAACACAAAAACAACUAGUUCUUCAAGGGAAACUCUCUGUGGUUCCACUCGACCUGGUAAAUUAAUUACUACAAGCACUUUUCAACAAGCUAAUCCUGCUAAAGAAUUUCUGGAGAUGUACUUUGGUUUCAAACCCCUCGAGAAGGAGGAAGAAAAGCAAUCUGUUGUACAUAACUUAGAAUUUACCUAUGAGUGCACUAGACAAAGUCAAGAUGAUCAUGUUGGAGAAGAAGUUGUCCCCUUGACUAAGAAAAGAAGCACUUUGAAAGACAAGGUUGCAAUGUUUCUUGACUAAAACCUGUUAAAUCAUUCGAGAAGUUACGUUUUAUCCUAGAUUGGUUGUAAGUCAAUCAUUUUUGCUAGGGUGUAAAGCUCCUCAUACCUCAAAUUCUGAUACAAUGUAUUUGAAAUGCUAAACACUCAUCGCUAGGGGACACAACAGUAAAGCAUUUUCUUUGACACAUCAUGAGGCAAUAGGUUGUUAGACGCAGCUAUUGUAUAGACUACAUUGUACAUUAUCAUCAGCUCAACCGUAGAAGAUAAGUGAACACAUAAUAAACAUAUGAGCUCUUGUUUUUCUGUCA